Porites evermanni is the source of this 2265-nucleotide messenger RNA. NCBI's taxonomy places the organism in Eukaryota, Metazoa, Cnidaria, Anthozoa, Scleractinia, Poritidae. The record is from the annotation of a GenBank genome assembly.
AUGGCGGAUGACGAAGGUCAAGAAGACGAAUUACUUGCUUUGGCAUCGAUUUACGACGAGCGAAUUUUUAUUCAAUCUUCCGAGGAAAAAGGAGGACAACUCAAUAUUUUUCUAGACUUACCAAAGCCUUUCCAACUGAAAAUACAGUCGAGGUAUUUGCCAAAAGAACUAAAGAAGCGGAAGAAUCGAACGAAUGAUCAAGGAGCUUCGAAUGAUGACCAAGACGUUCUUGAGGUGCAGUACCUUCCUCCUAUCGUGCUGAACUUCAGAUUCCCGAAGGACUAUCCUUCCAGGAGCCCUCCAUUAUUUACUUUAUCGUGUAAGUGGCUGACGGUGUUUCAGGUAAGAUAAUAGUCUACUUUUUUUUCGCGCUUUCUUGGUAGAUCUGUUACCAAUCUGACAACAGCUGUCCUUUCGUCAAACGCUUUGGAAAAAUAAACUUUUAACAGCACGCCAGCGUUUUCUCGAGGCUGCUUCAUUGUUUACUCAUCUUCUUACUUUUUAUCAUUGUUCUUUGAGUAAGACUACGAUAUUUUCCAAACCUAGCUGACAGGAAGAGAGAGGGGCCUUUGUCCUCCUCGUCCUUCUUGACAGUCCUUAACUUAACUUAACUUAACUUAACUUUAUUAUUCCAUCGCUCAUAUAGUAAAAACUCAGUAAAGCCAAAGCCGGGGGCUUAUACGGCCUGUGGUCAGAAUGACAGAAAUUAUUUUAUAUAGAAAUGAAGACUGUAGGGCAGUAGACUAAAAUACAAAACUAAAACAAGAUACAAAACUGAAAUUAAAAAAGUUUACAUGCAUGCACUCCUAUAACAGUCCUAUAACAGUCCAUAACUAGUGACAAAUAAACUAACAAUAAGCUAUGAGAAUCCUGCGCUAGUUCAAUUUAGGCUUAAAAGUGAAGUUUUAGUUUCUUUUUGAAGUUAGUAGUGGUAAGGCUGUCACGGACAGUCAAGGGGGUAUCGUUCCAAAUAGUCGGGGCUUGGGAACUAAUCGCAAAUUGAUACCUGAGGGACAUUUUAUGCAAGUUGAAAUGAGAACGAGUUAGAUAAUCAUGAAAAUUAUGAUUAAAGUGGAGGAGGGAGGAAAGAGAGGCAGGUAAAAGGUGAUUAAAGUGUGAGAAUACAAAACAAGAAACAUAGGACCAUUAAAAUUGUUUUGAAUCACUGUUUUACCUUUCUAUCUUUGCUCUUGACAGCUGUCAAAACUUUGCAAAUACCUGGAUGAAAUAUGGUCUGAAAAUGGCAUUGGAGAAGUUGUUAUGUUUCGGUGGCUGCAAUUUCUUCUUGAUGAGACUCUCACAACACUGAACUUGAAGAGUCCUUUCCCACUGCGAUUUAGAAGAGCUCAUGGAAAAGGCAACGCAAGAAGAAAAGCAGAUCAAAGAGCGUUUCAGGAUGUGGCCUCCUGCUAUAAUUUAGUCAAUGUUAUAGUGGAGUAUGACAAAGAAGAGAGUAAAAGGGUCUUCAGCAGUAGCUAUUUUACAUGUAAUGUUUGCUUUGGUGAAAAACCUGGGUCCUUGUGCAUGGAAUUUCAUGACUGCAGUCAUGUUUUUUGUGUGGACUGCAUGGCUGACUAUUUUAAAGUUCAAAUCGAGGAUGGGGCUGUUCAGGCACUGAACUGCCCAUGGGAAAAGUGUGAAUCACAGGCUCUUCCAUCUCAAGUGAAGGAAAUUGUUAGUCCAGAGUUAUUUGCUAAGUAUGACAGGUUUUUGCUACAGCAUAGUCUUGAUGGAAUGUCGGACAUCGUCUACUGUCCUCGCCCAUCAUGUCAGACUGCCGUCAUGCUGGAAAGUGAGUCAUCAAUGGGAAUCUGCACGUCUUGUUCCUUUGCAUUUUGCGCGUUUUGUAAACAUGCUUAUCAUGGUGUGUCACCAUGCCGAAUCAAAAGUGAUGACAUAAAGAAACUUCAUGAUGAGUACACAACUGCUUCUAGUGAGGAAAGAGAGUUUCUUGAAAAGCGUUUUGGAAAGCGACGGCUUCAACAAAUGGUAGAUGAAGUCGUGUCGGAAAAGUGGAUCUUCUCAAAUGCUAAACAAUGCCCAAGUUGUAGUGCAAGCAUUCAAAAGAUAGAUGGGUGUAACAAAAUGACAUGUAUUAAGUGCCGUUCCUAUUUCUGUUGGUUGUGCAUGUCAACACUUUCUCGCAGUAAUCCAUAUCAGCAUUUUAAUUCCUUAAAUAGUUCCUGUUUUAACAAACUGUUUGAAGGUAUUGAUGAAGAUGAUGGUGAUGAUGAUGAUGACGAUGAUGAAUGGUGGAAUGUGUGA